Pezoporus occidentalis (night parrot) is the source of this 2504-nucleotide messenger RNA. RefSeq names its product TNF receptor superfamily member 13B (gene TNFRSF13B). Gene Ontology annotation, biological process: B cell homeostasis; hematopoietic progenitor cell differentiation; negative regulation of B cell proliferation. The record is from RefSeq and is a predicted model, not a curated record. Gene Ontology annotation, cellular component: plasma membrane. NCBI's taxonomy places the organism in Eukaryota, Metazoa, Chordata, Aves, Psittaciformes, Psittacidae. The coding region runs from base 235 to 996 and encodes 253 amino acids. The transcript has 5 exons.
GGCCCAGGACCCCCAGUGACACCACGCCAUGGGGUACCUGGACACCCAAUGCGAGGCACCAUGCGUGCAGCCCAUUUGCAUGGAAGGGAUAAGGGGAACCCCCCCGGAAACGCAUGGCCCCGGCAUUAACCAAAUCAACCUCUAAUAAUAAACCUCUCGAGCGAUGCAGGGGCUCGGGGCUGGAGCUCCCAGUGCUAUGGAAGGAGCCGAGGGGGAUUAGACACCGACAGACCCAUGGAUGGGCCGCGCUCCGGGCGGGACGAUGCCGUGAGCAACUGCACGGAUCAGCAGUACUGGGACACGCUCGUCUGCCAGUGCAUCCCCUGCAGCCUCGUGUGCGGGCGCCCUGCCGUGAGGAGGUGCGCGGCUCUGUGCGAGUCCAUGGACUGCAACAGGAAACCCGGCUUCUACUACGACAAGCUCCUGAAAAACUGCAUCAACUGCAGCACGGUUUGUGGGCAGCAUCCCAAGCAGUGCAUCGAGUCCUGCGAAGCGGGGGCCCUGGGGGCCACCCCGGUGCCGGCCUCGGCGCCUGCUCUGGAGCAGAAGACGUACGCGGAGCAGGAGCCGUGGCUGGUGGUGUACCUGCUGCUGGGGCUCUGCCUCUGCGCCCUGCUCUGCUCCCUGCUCCUGGGCUGGACCCACCUGCGGAGGAAGGGAGAGGGGGUCUCCUGCCAAGACAGCGCCGGGACCUGCCACCGCAGGGAGGACUCCUCCAAAGAUCAUCUGGUGGAAGCAGGCAGCGUUGGGGAUGGAUCCACCGGGAGCAGGGUCCCAGAGCCAGUGGAAACCUGCGGCUUCUGCUUCCCCGGGCAAGGCUCCGCAGUACAAGAGACCAGAUCAUGCCACAGCACCUCCUGUCACACUGGGGAAAGAGCUGCUCCCUCUCACAGCGGGAUCUGCAGCACGGGAAGCGCUGGGGCCGUUCCCAGCCCUGACGAUGGCCACUUCAAAAUCAUCUGUUCUCCUUCACAAGAGAAGACGCCCAUGGUGUGAUGCCCACAGUGGAUGUUGCUGCACAGGGUCAGGAAGGAGGGAUGCUCCCUCUGCCCCCAGGGCACAGCUGCUUCACCCUCUGUUUCCAGUGACUCUAACAGCUUCUUCCAGGACCAGCACAGCCUUUGCCCAAGGGCUGUAGGUUACAGACAGUGCUGUCUUCUUCCACUCAGGAAUUCUCCUUAUUCUUAUCUAUUCCCCGUGAAAGAAGUCUUUUCCCAUUUAGCAGUGCCUUCAUCCUCUGCCUUGACCUCUGCAGGCUCCUCCAUGCAGCCCAUCCGUUGGGAGCGAUGGCUCACUGGGGCUUUUCAUCCUGGCUCCACCAUCAACAUCACUUUGAUCUCAGCAAAGGGUCAGGGUCAGACCGUGGUGUCCCCAUGGAAAUCCCACCUUCCCCUGCUUGAGAACUCGACUGGGCAACACAAGCGAUUGCAAGCAGAGCUGUAAGCACCUCAAACAUGGAUUCGCACCCAACAAGUCACUCAUGGAAGUUACAAUGCCCAUGGAAUGCCACUGCCAUGCUCUCAAGAGUAGAUUUAUGACUAUGAGUUUGCUUUCAGGACAUUGUAUUUGCUAAGACACAACAUUGGAAGCUCCACCGCCACCUUUCAACACUGCUUGGAAGGGGAGGAUGGGACAUAGGUGACGGUGAGGCUUUGCCUUGCGACAGGACACGAUGCUCCAUGGGACAGGCAUCAAAGCCCUGAUGGAAUUGGGUUUAACAGGAAAACUCAUCCGAGGCUGAGAACUUUCUGAAAGACUGGAUUUAUGCCUGUCUGCUUUGGGCUACUCAAAAUAGCUGGGGAAAGAGAUGAACCAGCUACAGAUACAGCCGCUUUGAGGGAGGGCUCUAUCUGACCUGGCUUUGGAAGCUAUUGUGGGAGACCCUGGGUUUCCAUAUGUAACUUGAAGUUCUCAUUUUCACUAAAGAGCAUAGGAAUGUUUUACUUGGUGAGAAAUCACCCCUGGUAGGAGCUCAUCCCCUCCACUCUUUAAAACCAGAGCUUCCAACUUGGAAGAAUAAACACGAGCCAAUAUAUGCACAAAUCAGGGCUGGGAAAUGGAAAGAUGGAGAAAGCGUGAGCAGAUUGAAGUCACAGAGACCUGUCCUCUCCAUAUUAUGUAUUUGUUUAAACAUCAGUGUUUUCUUAUCACUAAAGAAAGCACCAUGACAAAGGAAGGCACUAUCACAAAGCCAGUGCCAUGAGCAAUGUCUGGUCACAAAGCAGAAAGGCGUUAGGACCACAUGAAACCCACUAAACAAGAGCGAGCAGGAGGUGGUUUAAGGUGAGGUUUAAGAGGCCACGUGUUGGUCCAACAGUUGCUACACGAGGCAAAAUGCUCCAGGAACCAGCCUGGCAAUUCUCUUGUCUUGGUGCCUUUGCGCAUUGCUUUUCACCUCUUCCCUCUGUUUAGCACAGUCCUCAUCCCAUGUAGCACAAGGGAUGAGUUUUGUAUUGUGCUGCGUUUGCAUCCAGGGGAGAAUAAUGAGCCCUGUCAAACCCGCA